CCUAAAGCCAAGGAAGGCUCUUCUAGAACUUCAGGCCUGCUAACACUCUCAGUUCAGAAACGCAAUUGGGAUCCAGGAUGGAGAAAAAUGAUCAGUUCCUGCAGACGCUGGGCAAAAAGAUCGUCAACAAGUGUCUAGAUUUGAAUAGCUGUGGAUUAACAACCSCAGAUGUGCGCAAAAUGGUUGCUUUGCUGCCUUUUCUCCCAGACUUGGAAGAACUGGAUAUUUCCUGGAAUGAUUUUGUUGGUGGGAACCUCCCCUCAAUCACUCAACAAAUGCAUGUUACCAGCAAGUUAAAAGUCCUGAGGCUGGCUAGUUGCAGACUUACCACUGAGGAUGUCCAAGCACUGGGAGAAGCGCUUGAUAUGAUACCUGAACUUGAAGAGUUAAAUUUGUCCUGGAAUAGUAAAGUGGGAGGAAACUUGCCUCUGAUUCUCCAGAAGUUCCAAAAAGGGAGCAAGAUACAUGUCCUUGAACUAAUGGAUUGUGCCCUCACAUCAGAAGAUGGGGCAUUUGUGGGUCGGUUGCUACCCAAGCUGCAAAGUCUUGAAGUACUUGAUCUUUCCAUUAACAGAAACAUCGGUGGUAGUCUCAACAGUAUUGCUCAGGGAUUACAAAGUGCCUCAACUCUGAAAGUACUGAAGUUACAUUCAUGUGGAUUAUCACAAAAGAGUGUCAAAAUAUUGGAUGCCGCUUUUAGAUACUUGGGUGAACUGAGGAAAUUAGAUCUUUCCUGCAAUAAGGAGCUGGGUGGAGGUUUUGAAGAUGCAUCAGCCCCACUGGUCAUGCUAAAGCAUCUGGAAGUCCUAGAUCUUCACCAGUGCUCACUAACAGUGGACGACAUAAUGUCACUGACCCAGAUUAUCCCUUUACUCUCCAAUCUUCAAGAACUGGACUUAUCGGCCAACAAAAACAUGGGCAGCUCUUCUGAGAACCUACUCAGCAGGCUCCGAUUUUUACCCGCAUUGAAGUCGUUACUCAUAAACAACUGCGCUUUGGAAAGUGAGACUUUCACAGCUCUCGUCGAAGCCUCUAUUCACCUCCCCGCUCUGGAAAUAGUCAACCUUUCUUGGAAUAAAUGUGUUGGUGGCAACCUGAAAAUGCUUCUGGAAACACUAAAGCUAUCAACAUCUCUUCAAGUGCUGAGGCUGAGCAGCUGUUCCCUGGUGACAGAGGACGUGAAACUCCUGGCAUCAGUUAUACGGAUGGGACAUCUGACCAAACUGCAGAAGCUUGACCUGAGCUAUAAUGAUGGCAUCUGUGAUGCAGGAUGGGCCAUCUUCUGCCAAAACUUGUGGUUCCUCAAAGAGUUAACAGAGCUGGAUAUUAGCCUUCGGCCAUCACACUUUCGGGACUGUGGACGUUGGUUUAGAUACCUGUUAUGUGCUGUGACCAAACUCCCUGAAAUCACUGAGAUAGGAAUGAAAAGAUGGACCCUCCCAGCCUCACAGGAGGAAGAACUAGGAUCCUUUGACCAAGAUCCCAAAAGAAGAGGCAUUCACUUUGACCAUGGUGGGUUUCGGUAAACUGGCUUC
Molecule: messenger RNA, 1535 nt
Organism: Urocitellus parryii (Arctic ground squirrel)
Lineage: Eukaryota; Metazoa; Chordata; Mammalia; Rodentia; Sciuridae
Source: RefSeq, a predicted model, not a curated record